GGGGUUCGCCUGUGAGAAUUGAGAUUAGUCUCACCAUUAUGGGACCGGCUAGCAGGCAAACUCGUGUGUGGUAGAGUAAACGGGGAGUAUUUUGUAGACUUGUUUCAUCGUGGGACCUGUGGCUCAGAGGGAGGGGAAAACAAAGAGCAGAACUGAAGGGCCAAGAAAAUGAAUCCAAACACAAGUUCCCUCCUGAUUGGGAUUGUUGGUGCAGCCAUCACUCUGUCUGCCUACUCGCAGACUCUCAUCUCUCCCACGCAGUGCAUCACAGUUGGCCUCUUCGUUCUCAUCUUUGGUCUUCUUGUUAAGGAAGGUCUCAUCUCUAUUUGACGCUUUUCUUCAUUCAAACUUAUAUCCGGCCGUAAAGUAGUGAAUUGGAAUUAAGAUGGAAUUCAACCCUUCCCCUAAUUUGUACUUUUUGAAGUGCUAUUUCCCUGCGUUUGUUUAUGCAGUACUCUUGAGCUCCUUGUUUGAUGCAUCAUGCAAGAUUACUAUCAUGUUUUUUUGCCUCUUUGAUUUGUACUCUCUCGUUUGACAAUGAUAUGUGGGAUCUUUCCUGAAUCAUCUUUAGCCUCCUCUUGCAGAUAAAGCGAUUACAUUAA
This is a messenger RNA of Coffea eugenioides, 602 nucleotides long. RefSeq lists its product as uncharacterized. The record is from RefSeq and is a predicted model, not a curated record. The coding region runs from base 169 to 330 and encodes 53 amino acids. The transcript has a single exon. NCBI's taxonomy places the organism in Eukaryota, Viridiplantae, Streptophyta, Magnoliopsida, Gentianales, Rubiaceae.